Effrenium voratum is the source of this 1531-nucleotide messenger RNA. The record is from the annotation of a GenBank genome assembly. NCBI's taxonomy places the organism in Eukaryota, Dinophyceae, Suessiales, Symbiodiniaceae.
CAAUUAGAUUGCUGAGUGACGGAAGUUGUGCGCCAUGGAGACUGCAAACUCCAAUCCGCGAAGGAGAUGGAGGAAGCUGCUUGUCUCCUUCAUUGCCUCAGCGGCCGUCUCGGAGAUGCAUCAGGGUGCCUUGUAUCCGCAAGGUGGCACGAUGUGCUUCGCGGGCUCGAUGUGGGGAAGAUGGUCGCUUUGGCGCAGGACAUCUGGCCCUCUGUCGGCCACACCCAAUCAUGCUCCGGAAGCAGAAGUAUCUCUGGAUGAGGAACGGGACGAGGAUUCUGACUUUGAUGACGAAGAUUCCGAUAUGGCCAUUCCAAAGCUGACCAGGUCUGCAUUCAAACAGCGGCCCGACGCGUCUGAUCGAUUGGAUAUUGAUACCGUUACCUCCUUCGUGCAGGGAGAGUUGGGUGAAGCCGGGUUCAAGGUUGCUCCCUACGAGCAGCAAGACUUCGAGAAGAGUCCUUUGCAGGAAGCCGCAGCAGCUUUUCGGCAGUGGGCGCUUCGGCGUGAAGUGACCGAAGACAAGCAGGAAUUGAUUGCGCGAACUGAACGCCUGCUGUCGACGGAAAUGCCAGAGCCGCACACCUUUGCAUCGCUGAUGUGGUGCUGCAGCAAGCUCAGCAUCAACGACAUGUCGCCGCUGCUGGCGCCAUUGCGCGACAGGAUGCCAGAGGUGGCCAGGGACAUGACCGCGCAGAACCUGACAAGCUGCUGGUGCACAGCGGCAAAGAUUCAGGAGUUUGCAGAGGAGGUGGACGAUAUGAUUCCCCACCUCUUGGGUGCUGCUUUGAAGAAGGCAAAGGACAUGGAGCCCAGGCAUGUUGCCGCCUUUGUUUGGGCGUCCGGCAAGCUGGAUCUUCGACCGGCAGAGGUGUCUCAGAUAUUGGAUACCCUUCCUGGACUGCUUAGAGAAGAUCUCGACACUAUGCAGCUGAAGGACAUUGCGAACUUUGUCUUUGGUCUGUCGCGUUUAGAAUGCAGGGAUACUGGCCUGAUGGAGACCAUUGCCAAGGUCACUGCAGGGAAGGCAGAGUCGUGCAAUAAGAAGGCAGCGUGGACUGACUUGCCAAUGAUUGUCAUGUCCUUGACUCGACUUGGCUACAAGGAUGCUCACAUGAACAAGCUGCUGGAUGCGGUUGCUGCUAGAUUGCAGAGGGGUCCUCGGCUGCUGAAGAAGAUGCCUGACUGGGGAUUGGCAGCUCUACUAUGGUCUUGGCCUUCAGACGGAGUUCCAGGGGUGCGCGACAUGCAGGGUCUGCUUUACCCAGAGGUGGACAAGCGAAUUGCAAAGAACCGAUUCGACAGUCGGAUGCUCGAGAGGAGUUGGAUGGGCCCAAGCGAAUGGCAGCGGCCAGUGAAACACGCGAGGAAUUUUGUGCGCUGAGCUCCCAAAGAGGGGCGACAAGUGGAGUUGAUUGCGAUGAAAGCCGAACAACAUGCAGAUAAUUUCUAGUUGUAGAUAGGGGGUUUCUUGACACUGAAGAAAUGAACCAGUCCCUUUGGGACUGCAGUUAAUGACUGCCUUUGGGCG